Molecule: messenger RNA, 1539 nt
Organism: Volvox carteri f. nagariensis
Lineage: Eukaryota; Viridiplantae; Chlorophyta; Chlorophyceae; Chlamydomonadales; Volvocaceae
Exons: 8
Coding region: 1-1539 (512 amino acids)
Source: RefSeq, a predicted model, not a curated record
AUGGCCGAUACAGCCUUAGAGCUGGAGGCGCAACGCGUUAGGAAGCUGGAGGCGGAGGCCAUAGCCAUGCAUGAGCUGGCACAGCGGCUUAAUAAAGAGGGCCGCUUCGAAGAGGCCCAGGCUGCCUACGCGUCCAUGCACCGUUUGGAGGACGAAGCUUCCGAGCUAGCGGCCCGAGUGGGCUGCGUGGCGUGCGUACUUGGGGAACCCAGCCAGGACCAGGACCAGCCGUCCUUGUGCACUCUGGAUCCUGCAGUACUGGUGCCGUAUGAGCAGUUGAUUGCAGUCCCGCCCUGGCGUUCGCUCUCAUCCCCUGGCUCCGAAGCCCUGGAGGCGCGCGCUCUCGGCUGUGUGGUGGGAUCAGCCCUGGCGGACGCGGCAGCCAUGGGAGUGCACUGGGUGUACGACAUGACGGUAUUGGACGAUCUUGAGCAGGAUCGGCGGCAACAGCAGCUAACGGCCACGGCCAUCACCUUGGAUGUCUCUCAGUCCGUCUCGCCCCCGUCAUCAUCCUCCGCCAUUUCAGCCUCCUGCCUUCCGAGCCACCCCUUCACGUUUGGACUGGAAUUUAUGGAUCCGCCCAGAAGCCCCUUUUAUUCGUACACCUCCGGCCGUAACUCGCCGUACGGAGAGCAGACGCUAGUGCUGCUGCGCAGCCUGGCGGAGUCAGCCGGCGGAGGCGGCAGUGAAGACGGCAGCCCUCGCGGCAGUGCCGUCGCUGGCCCCGUGGGUUUGCACUGCGGCCAGUACGCGGCGCUGUUCGCUCAGACCUUUGGUCCAGGGAGUGGUUUUGAUGGUUACCGGGACGUAUCGACCAAGGGCUUUUUGCGCAAUUACAGCCGCGGCCUCCCACCUCCGUUGUCGGGCGCUAACGAUGCCCAAGCGAAUUGCGUGGCCAGGCUCGCCCCGCUGGUAGCGGCAUUUGCGGCCGGCCCCACCGCCGCCUCUUCCUCUCCUUCCUCCUACCCAUGCGAUGACGCCACCGAGGGCAAUGCUGCGGCCGGUAACACUGAAUACGGCACUGCCGGCUCCGGAGCUGCUGUCGCUGACGUGGACGGCGGUACGGCCGACCCGCUCCUCCGAUGCGUGGAGUUGGCCACCCGUGUAACUCAAAACACGGACGCGGCAGUGGCGUGGGCAACUGCGGGUGCGGCGGUGCUAGAGCAGUUGUUGCUGGGCUCGACAGCGGAGGCAGCUGUGCGGCAUGUCAUUCAUGACUUAAGAUCUCCCCAAGGCCGCCUGGCGCCGUUCGUGUGGGGAAUGGGUUCGGAGAUUGCGGGGCACCUCGCUCGCGCCCUGGAGCUGCGGACAGAGCCCGUACCUGUGGCAGUGGCGGCGUUAGGACGCAACUGCCAUAUGCCGAACGCGCUUCAGACACCGCUGCACGUGGUCCUGCACAUGAUCGCGGCGUCAUUACGAGACCAUGUCCUGCUGAUGCAACUCGCCUUUCCAGUGGUAGAAGGGAUUCCGGGAGAGGGGGCGUCGACGCACGUGUUGCGGCCCUACCGGCGGAGGCGUACAUGUGGGGUGUGCGGCUAG